UCCUCCAGACCACACAAAGCACUAGCGUGCCGAUCAAUUUACCAAUUUAUUAGACGCUAAAAGUACAUUUUUGAAUCUUUUUUUGCGCGGAAUAUCAUUCCAGCGAUUCGCUAUUGAGAUUCAACGAGUGAACGCACGAUGCCUAAUCUCUGCUCGGCGCAGAACUGCUUCAGGAACAGCACGACCUCGGUGCUGGCUUUCUUCAGGUUUCCACGGGACCCGGAGAGAUGUAAGAAAUGGGUGGAAAACUGCAAUCGGUUCGACCUUAAAGACAAAUCACCUGAACAUCUAAACAGAUACCACAGACUGUGUGCCAGGCACUUUGAACCAAACCUGCUAUUCAAACCUAGCCCUUUCAGGACGGUACUGAAGAAUAAUGCGAUACCAACUAUAUUUGACGAUCCCUGCAGUAAACGGUCGAAGAAAAGUAAGAAAACAGAAAAUAAUGAUGCCCCUGGAGCAAAGAAGAGUAAAACGGAGUCCCAAGCUGAGGAAGCCAAUGUUAAUUAUGAGACUACGACCCAAGAGAUCAGUGAAAGUAACAAUGGUGAUGCGGCUGAGAGUGGCCCCCAGACUUAUGAUGAAGACAUGCUGAACAAAGAGUCUCUCAAGUCUCUGUUUGAUAUUGUUGUGAUGAUGGGCACGCAGAACAUCCCUCUGCAUGGGCACCCUGAAAAAGAGCCAGAAAGCAAAAGCUUCACUCCCAGCAACUUCCAGGCACUGUUGGAGUACCGCAUCAAUGCAGGUGAUGAAUUUCUCAGGAAGAAGUUUGAGAUGUCAGCCGUAAACGAGUACUGCUCUUCUACUCAGUUAGAGCAGAUACUGGAAGUGAGUGAUAAAUGUGUCCAUCAAGAGCUUUUAACUGAAAUUACAGAGGGUCGUUUCUUCUCAUUGGUUUUUGAUAACCUGGUUGAGAUCGUCAGAGAAAGCCAUCUCCCAUUGUUUGCACGCUUUGUGGACAAGAGCAACUGCCUUCAGGAAGCAUUUAUUGGGUUCUUGCUUUUUGAAGGUGAAGCGGAGGCCAUAACCGAGAGGCUUAUAUCUGAAGUGACAGAGAAAUGUGGCCUGGACAUGCAGUAUUGCAGAGGACUGGCAUAUUUGUGCUCUGGUGUGUCAGGUAUGAAGGUCAAAGCAGUGGCAGCCAGAAUCUCUGAGUUACACCCACUAGCGGUCCUCACCCCCAGCUCCAAUAGCUCUCUAAACAUCUGCUUGGCAAACAGUAUGAACUUCACAGGAGUGCAUCUUGUCAUGUCUACGCUGAAAAAGUUGGAUGUAUUUUUCAGUAAAUCGCCCUUAUUGCAGAAUCAAUUGGAAAAUGCCAUUUUGAUCUACUACCAAGGAAAUGAUGAGAAAACCAACGUUCUCAAGGAGGCAUGUUACUCCAAAUGGACAGAGCAGCAUGAUACAUUCGAAGUGGCCGUUGACCUUCUGGAGUCUCUCCUGCUCUGUAUGGAUAGUGUCCAUGACAAUGAAGAUCACAAAUGGAGCAAUAAAGUGGCACACAAUGCCUUUGUCAUAUCAGAGGCACUGGCUGAUUUUGAAUUUGUUAUGACGUUAGUUGUGUUGAAAAACACCUUGUCCUUCACCAGAGCCUUUGGCAAGAAUCUUCAAGGGCAAACGAAUGAGGUCUUCUUUGCAUCUAGCAGCCUAACUGCUGUUCUGCAUUCACUAAAUGAAGUGUUUGAGAAUGUUGAGGUCUACCAUGAAUUCUGGUUCGAAGAGGCUGUCAACCUGGCUGCAGCACUUGAAAUACCAGUAAAAAUACCCAGGCUGUACUUCAGAAAACGACCAACUUCUGGUGACGAAAUCCAACCCGAUGCCUACUUCAAAGAACACGUCACCAUUCCCGUAGUCACCCAUGUCAUCAAGGAGUUGUCUGACCUUUUUUCUGUAAAUCAUCUGAAGGCCUUGAAGUCCUUAUCAUUGGUCCCUGCCAUCAUGGGGCAGCUGAAGUUCAACACGGCAGAGGAGACCACUGCAGACAUUUAUAAGAAUGACCUGCCAAACCCAGACAACUUUCCUGCAGAGUUGCACUGCUGGAAGAUUAAAUGGAAACAUGGCACUAAAGAUGUUGUACUGCCAUCUACCAUCUAUGAGACACUUCAGCUGUCCGAUGUGAAGUUCUUUCCCAAUGUUUGUGUUCUACUGAAAGUCUUGUACAACCUGCCUGUCUUUGCUUUGACAAAUAGCCAAUACAGCACUGCAAAGCAGAGGCUGAAAGCAUACCUUGAAGAUACACCUGUGCAUCACAGAAAUAAGAGUCUGGCCCUGGUUAAUAUUAACUGUGGCAUUCAGCAUGAUUUGGACAUCAUGGUGGAGACAUACCUGAAAAUGUAUCCAGAUAGUGAGCCAACUGAGAAACAUGACUGAUUGCAUGAUUCAGUAGGCUAAUAUACACCGAUCAGCCACAACAUUAAAACCACAUGCCUAAUAUUGCAGAACUGCAGAUUACUGGAUGUUUUUUGUUUUUGGCACCAUUCGGAGUAAGUUCUACAGAAUUUUGUGAGUGUGAAAAUCCAAGGAGAUCAGCAGUUACAGAAAUACUCUAACCAGCCCUUCUGGCACCAAAAAUAAUCAAUGCAUUUAUUUAAUCAGCCAAUCGUUUGGCUGCAGUGCAUAAAAUAAUGCAGAUAUGGGUCAGUAUUUCUGUAACUGCUGAUCACCUGGGAUUUUCACGCACAACAGUUUUUAGAAUUUACUCAUAAUGGUUCCAAAAAAAAAAAACAUUCUAUGAGCAGCAGUUUUGUGGAUGAAAACACCUUGUUAAUGAGAGAGGCCAACAGAGAAUGGCCGUAUUGGUUUGAGCUGACAGAACAGCUACUCUAAAUCGGAUAACCAUUCUGUACAAUUGUGGUAAGAGGAAUAUCAUCUCAGAAUGCUAUUCUGAGAUGUGGGUUGGUGCUGUUUUGGUGGCACGAGGGGGGACCUACACAAUAUUAGGCAGGUGGUUUUAAUGUUGUGGUUGAUCGAGUAUAGCAGUAUGAUGAGAAGUUAUAAUUGUUGACUUGAGCUUUGUCUUACUGUCCCUCUAGUGUUCUUAAAAGUGUUACGUUUGAAUUGAUUUGCAAAAAAACUUUUAAUUACAAACUUCAUCAAUGUGUCUUCAAAUGUUUAAUAUUAUGUUGCAUGCUUUUUCUAAUACUAUGUCUUAUCAUAUUUAGCUAUCUUUGAUACAUUUUUGCAAAAAUAAAUGUGUAUAUUACUGGUGUCAUUCAAUAUUAAAUCAAUU
Xyrauchen texanus (razorback sucker) is the source of this 3229-nucleotide messenger RNA. RefSeq names its product 52 kDa repressor of the inhibitor of the protein kinase-like. The coding region runs from base 139 to 2370 and encodes 743 amino acids. The record is from RefSeq and is a predicted model, not a curated record. Lineage: Eukaryota; Metazoa; Chordata; Actinopteri; Cypriniformes; Catostomidae. The transcript has 5 exons.